Molecule: messenger RNA, 459 nt
Organism: Oppia nitens
Lineage: Eukaryota; Metazoa; Arthropoda; Arachnida; Sarcoptiformes; Oppiidae
Product: 6-pyruvoyl tetrahydrobiopterin synthase-like
Exons: 3
Coding region: 1-459 (152 amino acids)
Cellular component (GO): mitochondrion
Source: RefSeq, a predicted model, not a curated record
AUGCAUUUGAUGACCAAUAAAAUAUUAAUUACUAGACAACCGUUGGUAUACUUUACACGUAUCGAGACGUUUGAUUCGGCUCAUCGUCUGAAUAGCGGACAACUGGAUGGCCAGACAAAUCGGGAAACGUUCGGCAAAUGUAAUACAAUUCACGGCCACAACUAUCGGGUAGAGUUGACUGUUAAGGGAACGGCCGAUCCGGUAACGGGUAUUCUGUGCAAUAACUAUGUACUCAAAGAGAUUAUGUCGGAUACUAUAUUGAAACCGUUUGAUCAUAAGUUUAUCGAUGAAGAUGUCAGCUAUUUUAGGGAUGAUAGUCAUACGUCAACAUUGGAAAACAUUGUUAUCUAUAUAUGGAAAGCCGUUUCCGAUAGAUUGCCAACAAAUGUUAGGUUACAUCAAAUCAAAUUGUAUUCAACUGAGAAAAAUGUGGUCACUUUUUCGGGUGAAUUUGAAUAA